AUGCCAGGCUUUCCUAACCCAACGCCAACACCAAUCCCAGGAAUAAAAGGCUGGCACCCCGGUGAAACCGCCAUCCAAACCAAGCUCGGCUUCUCGACCGCUGUCUCCUCAAAAUGGACCGCCGUCGAGCCCCAGCUCCGGGAGCAGCACCGAAUCUUCCACACUUCUAACCUCUCUUUCAUUCCAAUGACCGUUAUUGAUAAGGACGGCCGGCCGUGGGCAGGGAUCGCGGCUGGGCGGGACGGGAGGGUUGGAUUUGUACGCGGGCCGGAUUUGAAGACGCUGGUCUUUGGGGUCAGGGUCUGGAAGGGGGAGCCGUUGGGGUGUGUGCUUAGGGACUUGACUAGUAGCACUACUAACUCGGGGAAUGGGGUUGAGAUGGAGAAGCGGGAGAGAGCGUUGACGGCGGGACUGGGAAUCGAGUUUAGUACGCGGCGGAGGAAUAAGUUUGCGGGGAUUAUUAGGGAUGUGGUUCCUAACUCUGACGAGGCUGGAGGGAAGGAGGGGCUGGAUUAUGUGCUUGAGGUGGAUGUUAAUGAGGCUGUAGGGAACUGCCCCAAGUACAUCAACACCCGCCACCUCGAUCCACACCCGCGAACAAACCCCCAGCUCGCAUAUCAAGUCCAGCUUAUGGCCCCUGGCGAGCGCCUCCCCGACGACGUAGUCCAAAUGAUCACCACCGCUGAUACGGUCUUCAUCGGCUCAAUUUACAAAUCCACCCCUGCCACUGCCACAGAAUUCCCGUCGCACGCCGGAAUGAAUGCGCGCGGGGGGCUCCCAGGCUUUAUACGCGUGCGACCAAGCGACGGCCGCAGUGUCGUUAUCCCAGACUACUCAGGGAAUCGAUUCAUGUCGAGUCUAGGAAAUAUUGAGGCUAGUGGGCUAGCGGGCUUUACGAUCGUUUCGUUCACGACGGGCGAUGUUCUCUACCUCACUGGAAGAGCGAAGGUCCUUAUUGGGCCCCCAGCGAUGGAGAUCAUGAGUCGGCAUGCUAGUAUCACUGUUCUAGAGACCACAGGAUAUACGCUUGUCCGAGACGCACUUCCCGUCCGGCAACGGCCGGGGUCGGACGUUGGAAGGAGUCCGUAUAGUCCGAAGGUGAAGUACCUGGUUGAAGAGGCUGAGGCGCAGUCAGGGUCUUCCAACAACCAUAAGGCAGAGCUUGAGAGCGCAGUGCAGCUCUCGGACGACCUUGCCGUCUUCAAGUUCAAGGUCUUGUCCAAAGACAGUGGCAGUCCGUUGAGAAUCCGACCUGGACAGGCUAUCGUGUUGGACUUCAUGGACUGGCUGGGUCCGCCUGAGUACCAGCAUAUGGCAGGCUCUGCACCGGGCUCAAUCAACGAUGACCGUGUCCGGACCUGGACUGUUUCGAGUGCGCACGAAAAUCAAAACACGACGUGCUUUGAGCUGACGAUGCGAGAGAUGAAGGGUGGUGCGGUGACGGGUGCUUUGUUUGAUAUUUUAAGGAGAAAACCAGCUAGCGCUUGGGGAAGGCCAAUUCCAAUCAGCGACGCCGUUAUAUCGGAUAUUGUCGGUGUAUCCGGGGACUUCUGUCUGACGGAUGAUAAAAUCAACGUACUGUGGGUGGCCGGCGGCAUUGGGAUAACUCCUUUCUUAGCUAUGCUGGAUGCGUUGGCUGCCCGUGGACGGGGACAUAGUGGGGAUAUUCAGUUUGCGCUCGCGACGAGAGAACCUGCUAUAAUGCUUGAUUUAAUGGGGAGAUCUCUAAAGAACAUUCCGACGACGAUCCGAAUCAACAUUGAUAUAUUCACGCGCUGUCAAAUACACCUCGACACCGAAGAAUUCAAUACGGAGAGCACACGGAUAUCAAUACACGAAGGCCGGAUCGGGCCAGGGUACUGGAAGACUGUGUCGAUGGAUAAAGACGUCUUAAUCUGUGGGCCAGACGGGUUUGGGAACUCAGCCGUGGAGAACCUGAGAGCUGUUGGCGUGCCGAAUGAGAAAAUUCAUAGAGAAGGGUUUUAUUAA
Messenger RNA from Penicillium egyptiacum, 1989 nucleotides. NCBI's taxonomy places the organism in Eukaryota, Fungi, Ascomycota, Eurotiomycetes, Eurotiales, Aspergillaceae. The record is from the annotation of a GenBank genome assembly.